Messenger RNA from Bombyx mori (domestic silkworm), 2563 nucleotides. RefSeq lists its product as uncharacterized. Lineage: Eukaryota; Metazoa; Arthropoda; Insecta; Lepidoptera; Bombycidae. The record is from RefSeq and is a predicted model, not a curated record. The transcript has 3 exons. The coding region runs from base 75 to 2330 and encodes 751 amino acids.
AUCAUAUGUGAUUGAAGGCCAGUGCGGGUUCGUCUAAUGUCUCGUAAAAGUGAUUAAAUAAACUAUACCUAUAUAUGAAAGUAGCUGCAGCACAUAUAAUGGAUUGGUUAAAGUUGUUUGUCCUUCUGGCUGUAUCAGCAGUCAUCACCGUUCAAGUUUCUGCAGAAGGACCAAAAAAAAAGAUUCGCAUCCACUUACCGCAGAAGGUAAAGCAUAUUCAUCAUCAUAAGAAGAUUUACAUAACCAACCACCCGUCCUCACAGUAUGCGCCGGCAUACAUGCCAAGUGCCAAGGGCGCUGUAGCAGUGCCUACUAACAUCGCCCUGCCUGCAGUAGCCAGCAUCGUACCCCUAAACUCUGUCGAAAUAUAUGAAGAGUCUCCGACACGAACGCCCGGAACGUCAGUUACUGCUUCAAAGCUUUUGCCUCUUUAUCGCGCAAGAGGCUAUUAUGGACCCACACCAACGGACUGGGAAGAUCAGGAAUACGAUUUGGUUGCUCCUCAUGAAGCAUCGGAUUCUUCAUAUUUACCGACAGCUUUCGCAGAACCUCCGGGGCCUAGCAUUGUACCUCAUAAUCAUGCACCGAAGAAAGUUAAAGUUGUGAAGAUAAACGAAACGCCACGAAAAAAGAUUGUACGAAAAAACAAACCAAAGCGCUUAAUUGUACGAGGUCGACCUCAACUAGAAGAGGAACAUCCAGUAUCUGUUUUUCAUGAACAAUUUUAUUCUGAAUUGGACGGGUCUGGUACCAUAAGAAAAAUAAAAAAACCACCAAGAGUUGAGAAAAUUAUUGACGGAGACACUGAGCACAUUCACACAUACAACGAGGAACAUAUUCAUAAACUAGUAUUAGAUGACGACGCUAAAAUAUCUGGAAUACACUCAGCAGGAGGUGUAUCUUCCUUACCAGUACAGCAUUCGCUUAUUCCCUUAAGAAGCUCUCAACCGAUUCUAACUUUUUCUCCAGAUACUCUAACAGGAUACACAGCAAUAGGAUCUAUGGGAACUCCAUCGCAUUUAGAAUAUGCCGCUUAUAACCCAAGAGAUGUUACACAUGAUCAUAUAUUCCACGACCAUGGUGAAAUACCUCCUGAACUAGAUAUAAUACCGGAUCCUUCAUCGACUCCACUAAGAAUUUCCCACGCCCAUGAAGAUAUUAGAAACGGAGGGGUAAACAAUAGAAUCAAAAAUAAAUAUAUGCGUAAAUACGGAAAGCCAACAACUACGCCAUUUCCCGAUUUGUCUUAUGAAAACAUGUAUUCUUCAGUGAACAAGAUUAAGAAACUAAAAUUUCGACCGACUUCGCAAUUUGAUACUUCUUCCGAAAAUGUACAAAACGAUUUCCGUCCUAUACCAGAUUUUAAUUUCAAAAACAAGAGAAUAAAAAAAACCAAAAACUUAGUACCAGCCUUCGAUUUUAAUAUCGAUAAACAUGUAAAUGAUUAUGGCACAUCACAAACAGGCAUACAAGAUCCAUUUUCAGUCUCUUCAACAGUGAUUCACAACUAUAAACCAAAGACUUUAACAGGGCAAGGAUUUCAAAAAUUUGCAAAUCCUUUACUUAAUUUUAAGGACAAUAGUUUCACAAGCAACUAUGCAUUCGAUACUUCUGCAUCAUCAUCGAACAUAGUCACAUCAGAAGAUAAAAAUAUUAAUGCACCGCGAACAUUUUCGGCUAAAAGGGGUAAAAAGAAAUCGAUAUCUACACAAAAUAUAAGUUUUGGCGGUUCCGGUCAUCAAACAACGGUAGAUCAUUGGGAUGAUACUGAUAUAGCUUCCUUCCCUAACGAACAGUCCCCUAGUGGUAACGGAAAUUAUAAUUUUGAACAAACACAACCUUUAGGCACUGUAACUCCUAUGCCUUUCACAAUAAAAGAAUCAUCCCCAAUGCAUUCUUACUAUUCCGAUAUGGCAAGAAAAGCAUUACAUUCUCACAAUUUAUCCGUACCGCAAGCUUCAAACGAUAAUUUCCAGUAUGUCGAAGCACCUGUCUCAACAACUACUCCGUAUUUCUCUUUAUUAGCAACAACAGCUGUACCUCCUGAAAAAAAAGAUGUGGAAACCGUAGAUACUGUAGCAUUUGAACAAUCUCAAUAUCAAGAGGCUAAAGCAAGACAACGAAGUAGUAAUAAAGAAGAUAAUUCUAACGUUUCACAUAACAGUCGACCAAGAAAAAGAAUUCGGGCAUUGAAAUUGAAUACAUUGCCGGAAGAAAAUAAUAAAGAAAAAACAAAUGUGGGAACCAUUCGGUCAAAGUCGAAUAAGCUGUCAUAUCUUCUAGAAUCUCCGGCUACAACAAGUAAAUUAAAUUACGGUGAUAAAAUUUGAUCGUGCAUCUAUUAGGCAAUAAGUGUUCGUGAUCUAAUUUUAUUUCAACCGAAUUAAUAGUGAGUAGCCUGUACAUUUGUAGCCAUUGAUGUAUGUAUUACUUAUUUAUUGAUAAUUUAACAGUUUGAAGCUAAAGCAAUUGAUAAAACUAUUUCAAUUUGUGCUCGAUUUAGAUAAACCAAUACCAAAUUUAUGCAUUUGUGCGACAGUAAAUAAAUAAAAUAAAAAAGGGA